Messenger RNA from Equus caballus (horse), 5410 nucleotides. RefSeq names its product GPRIN family member 3 (gene GPRIN3). Gene Ontology annotation, cellular component: plasma membrane. Gene Ontology annotation, biological process: neuron projection development. NCBI's taxonomy places the organism in Eukaryota, Metazoa, Chordata, Mammalia, Perissodactyla, Equidae. The record is from RefSeq and is a predicted model, not a curated record.
CUCCCCUUCCACGGAUGCUCCGGCGGGGCAGCGCUGCCCUGCGUGGACAGAUGGGCGCCCCCCGGGCCUGACGGACGAGCAGCCGGGCACGUGAACUCCCGCCUCCAAUUUAGCUCUGUGCCCCGCGCCGGCGGCUGUGGCUGCAGCCCCGCGGUGGGGGCGGCCCCCGCGGUCUCCGCUUGGCUCCUGCGCGCCGCCUCUGCUCUUUGCAUAGUAAUUUCAGUUCCUGCAAGCACCCAGCUCGCUCCCGGAACAGGUCUGAGAAGGACCGCCGCUCCCGAGCACACCGGAGCCAUCCGUGUGGCGCUGAGAGCCACUGCUUGGGAUAUGCGACGGGAAGCCCCCGCCACAGCGCAGGCAGUGACCCCGCCACGCUGGGGAGAGCCGGGCGACAGCAGAUUGACCCUUCAGAGGGCCCCUCUCUGACUGUGUCUUCGCGCUGAGCUACGACUGCUUCCCAGUGGGAGCAUACUCAGGGAACAGCUCUGAGGGUUUCCUGAAAAGAAAUUCCAUGGGGACUGUACCUGACCCUCUAAGAUCAGCUACAACUUCCCUGAUUGCAGCUUCUGGAAAAGAAGAGGUGCCAGCUGUCUCACCUCCGCCUCAAUCAGCCCUCCUGUGCGAGAACACCAAUGGCCUUUCAGACGCUCCUGCAGAACCAGACCUCAGCCCCAGGGCAGCUACCAAGGCCCUGAUGCACGCCUGUGAGCAUGAGACCACCCAGCCAGACAUGUCUUCUCCUGGCAUCUUCAAUGAGGUGGAGAAGGCAUCUCCCACACUCAACUCUCCUGGCAAUACCCUGCUGCCGGGAAGCAGCGAGCCCACAGCCCCAGGCCCGCAUUCUGCAGCAGGAAAGGAUCUUAUAAACACAGCAUUUAUAAUGCCAGCCACUCAACACACCCACCAGGCCAUCCCAGGUGACCAGCCCAAUGCCAGCCCCUCAUCAGGACCUGAAGAUAUGCUGGUGAAAUCACAGGGAACCUCAGAUGGAGAGCAACCUGAGAAGUCAACUUGUCCUGUGGGAGGCACCCUUAGCAGCAGCAACGAUCAAGUGCCCUGUGAUUUUCCUUCCCAAGAAACAAUCCAGGGAGCAGUGCACACUGCAAAGGCAGCCACCAAGGCGUUCAGUCACGCACCUUCUCCAGAAGGGCAGAGGCAGCCAGCUGUCUGCGGCUCCCAGGCCAGGUCCUGCGAAUCUCCAGCAAGAGAAGAUGGAUGUUCAGGGACCAAACAGCCCUCUGCCACUGCCUCAGACGCCCAGCCCGUGACUUCUGUGACGCCUCCACCAUCUCACCUCACUAGCAAAGGUUCCUUUCCUGCAGAUCCGGAGAAGGUGCUGCUGCCAGCACAGCACCAGGCAUCAAGGUUCAAAGAAGCGGGCACCAUGACCAGCCAAGGUGAGGAGGGUGAGAUCAGGGAGGUUCCCAGCAGGGCUCGGCAAGAUGCUGAGGUGCAGGCAGUGGCGAGUGUCGAGAGCAGGUCGGUCUCCACCAGCCCCAGCAUCCUCACUGCACUCCUGAAGGAAACGCCCGCUCCUGAGCGUUUCGAACAGCAAGAGCAGCUGCGUGUCAUUUGCCACGGCCGCGGCAGCGGGAGCCACACGUUGGAGCUAUCUGACAACACCGUAGCCCCCGAGGAGUCGGGUCAGUGCCCCAGCAUGAUGCCAGAGGUGCGCAUCCAGGCUGCUGCGGCUGUUUCCACAGCUUUCCAAGGAGAAAGUCAAUCAGUGAGCCCAUCGGCUGAGGUCCUUAAAACCUCAUCCACCCUUGUGGCAUCCAGUAAGGCCCAGGAUACGGGUAAAGAAGAUGGGAGGUCAGCAGGAGUGACCCCAGUGAGGGAAGAGCCCACCUCUAAACAGCUUUCGGGAACUAAUUCUAGCUCCCUGAAAGCUAGCCCCACGGACCAGAUUUCUCUCAGUGGGGACAAUCAAGCUGAAACGAGUCGUGGCUUAGGGAAACCUGAAACCAAGUCGUCCGAGUUUGCAGUGAAAACCACAAAUGACCACAAAACAGACCCAGAUUGCAAAUUCGCCGGCUCUUGUGGCCCUGCCAGCAAAGCUGACCCGUCUGGGAGCUUGGAUCCCAAUAAUAAAGGAGAUGCGAGAGAAAAGAAGCCUGCGUCCCCUCAGAUAGUAAAAGAACAAGAAUCUAGCGGCACCGAUGUCCUCGAUGCAAGAGCAAAGGCAGAGGGCAAAACCCUACUGCUCAACCCUAGAUCUCAAGAAAGUGGAGGCACGGGAUCAGCUGCCAGCCCCACCCCAUCCCCAGUUAGAAGGAACCAGGAGGGCGCCGUGGAAGAAAGCAGACAGACCAAGACAACCGCCAGCCUGAGCCUGCCGUCUGAUUCCCUGGGCGACUCCAGUCCAAGUUCUGGCAAGAAGACCCCUUCUCGCUCGGUCAAAGCCAGCCCGCGCCGCGGCAGCCGGGUCAGCGAGUUCCUCAAGGAGCAGAAGCUCAACGUGACCGCGGCUGCGGCUCAGGUGGGACUCACGCCCGGGGAGAAGAAAAAGCAGCUCGGUGCCGACGCCAAGCUCCAGCUGAAGCAGUCCAAGCGUGUCAGGGACGUCGUGUGGGAUGAGCAGGGCAUGACCUGGGAAGUGUACGGCGCCUCGCUGGACCCCGAGUCCCUGGGGAUCGCCAUCCAGAACCAUUUACAAAGACAAAUCAGAGAACACGAGAAAUUAGUCAAAGCUCAAAACAGCCAGACCCGGAGAUCCAUUUCCUCAGAUGCUUCUUCAAAUAAAAAGCUCAAAGGAAGGCAGCACAGCGUUUUCCAGUCCAUGCUGCAGAACUUCCGUCGCCCCAACUGCUGUGUUCGUCCCGCCCCUUCUUCUGUGUUAGAUUGAAAAGAACGUGUGUGGAGCCCUUGUAUGCAUUUUCGGUCUUCGUGGGUGUUGGUCUCUGUCAAAGCUUAGGUAGGUUUUUUUCUGAGACCAGGAAGAGAAAGCAAGUAUUAACUAUAGGAAAUUGCUAUUGAGAACUAUGGGGUCCCUUGAUUGGGCCUCCAUAAAUAAAAAUAUCAUUUCAAUUAGAAAGAACUAGAGAAGAGAAGCAAGUUUCACUGAGGGUUUAUGACCUUAAUUAAGAGGAAACAAUAUUCACUGGGUUUUUUAAUAUGGUGUGGCUUGUAAAACUAUCAUAAUCGUUAUACAUGUGUCAUUUUGUAUUACUGCCUCAAUUUAUCACACUGUGGUGUUUCCAUUAAGGUCCCUGCUUUAUAUUAAAAAUAGUAAUAACACUAUUAGCAAAAACACUGUUAUACUUUCUAGUCCUGUUGCAAUAAGAAUGCUGUUACCACAUAAAAUUUAAGUAGAUGAUAAGAACUAUAAUGUAAAAAGUUGAAACAAAUCUGACUCAGAUGAUAUUCAGUAAAAGCAUUUAAAUGCAUAAAAUAGCAAAUAUGAAUUAAUAUUUGUAAACAUCUGUAGAGAACCCUUUUUAUAAACGUUGUUAUACCUGUUAAUAAAUGUAAGAAAGUUAUAUUAGGAAAAUUAGCUAAGCUUUUGACUGCCCACAUAAAACAUGAAUUUAUUUAUAUAGGUUUUCCUGCACUGAAGGCGAGGUGCAUCUCUGUGAUUAUGACCAGAUUAAAUCCAUAUUUCCUUACCCGAGAGGAAGGACAGGCCACUGAAUUCUUGAAGAGAUCAUCGAAUUAUUGAUAAUGCUAAAUUUUUACGGAGGUGUUCUCCACUGACAUUCUACUGAGAAUGUUAAGGUUCUGGUGAGGAAUCAUAAAUAGCCAAUUACCAAACACUCUUUUUUCUGUGUUGAAAAAACGAAAGCAUCCUGAGUAACAAAAACAGUAUGUUUAAUUUAGACUUGUAAACAGGAUGUAGUUUUUCUCUUGCUUUGGUUCAGUAGCUUCUAAUAGAAAAUGAAGUCAGCACCAAGUAGGACAUGAGCUUUCUCACAGUUUUUGUGUGUAGACUGGGGCCCCCUGAUUGCUUAAGUUUCUAAUCUGUGGUAAAAAGGUAACCUCUGCAGCCUUAUUGAUUUUAAGAGAAAUACCAUCGGAUCUCAUCCUCUGAUCCCAAUAAAAGGAGAGGCCUUUCCUAGAGCACAGUUUGAGCUUUGGGUGACCUAUGGCCCUUGAGAGCCCUCACCUGUCUCUGCAAGAGGAGCAUGUCCCUGGGACCUGCGAGUGUCUUGCAGGGCACCAGCUGGGAUGACCAGCAGUGGCUUGAGGGUUGGGUACUGUGAAGAGGAGCGUGAGCCAGGGCCCGGGAGCGCCUCCCCUCCUGGAGUCACCAAAGGAGAGCGCUGGUCUCCACCUUGUAUUUAGAAAAUCAGACCGUUGGACGUUGGAGGGGUGCUGGUUGCCUUCUCUGGACUCAUUCCCCUCGAUGAGCCAGAAGAGAGUGUCCGGCCAUCUAUUCUCUCUCCAGAGACUCAUAAAUGCCAUUUGUGCUGUAAAUUCCCAAUCUCUGCUUUGGCUUUUUUUUUUUUUUUUUUUCAUUUUAAUUCUCUUUUGCAGACUCUGAACAUAUGAGGGAAAAUCAUACCUGAACUUCAACACCACAAGCUACACUGAACACAACCUACAUUAGUUAAUAGCCAUUGAUGUCUUUCAAAGCAAUUGGACUGUACAUGAAGCCUGCAUACGUAGACCCUGGUCACAGCAUUCUCAGAGCCUGACAACGUAAUUACAGUUGUUAUACUUGGAACUUAUAGUGAAUUUUUUAAUUAGGCACAUUUUUCAGUUUUUUAUCAAUUGGCCUCUAUUAAGAAUGCUGUCUAAAGUAGAAAUUAUCAUCUAAUUAGCAAUCAGAUGACUAUUAAUGAUUAGAGAUCUAGUCUAAAACUCUCUCUUUUGGCCUUAAAUACCCAUUUGUAUUGUUGGUGUUCGUGGCGCGUCUGUGGGAGAUGCCUUUGCCAUCUCUCGCUCACUGCCUACUUCCCUUACCCGUUGGCAUACGUGCCGUGCAUACACAGAGAACACCCUGUGUACACAGUAGCAGCUGUCAACAGUACCCACUCCAGAUGGGUGGGCCCCAGGUUGUCCUCUGCUGGGAAGUGGCUAGCACAGGCUGUUCCUGCAUUAAAAGAGGAGAAAAGGAAGAAUUCAGCAUCUGGUAAUAAUAUUUAUUUUCAUGAGUUUGGAGUAAUCACAUGAUUUAUAAAUAGUUCAGUGAAGCAGAGGCCUAAGAGAGUUGUAGGCAUUUGUCAAAUAUUAACUUAAUUAGUUAAUUUAAUUUAAACUAAAUUUGGUGUUGUCGUUGUGCCUCUCAAAUUGAAACUUACUGUUUGAUGUAGUAACUCUAACUGGUUUUCUUUGGUGCUGGAACUAACCUUUACUUCUUAAUCUUUAUUUUUUACCUUUAGUCUUUACUUCUACCACACUCUAAAGAUUGUCACAAAAUAUUACAAAAGCUUUCUUGUUGCUAUUGAAUCUCCUAAAAAGAACAGCUUUU